AUGUUAGGACGGUUUUUGCUUAUACUAGGGUCGAUAUGGUUGGGACGAAUAUCAAUACAAAGCGCCCGACAAUUCGGGAAGAAAAGAGCCAUACGCUGUCGGAGAAAUGGAGGCGGUGAAGAUAGGAUCAGUGCACUGCCAGAUGAUUUGCUUGUCCGGAUUUUGUUGCUUGUCCCAACAGAAGAUGUAGUGGCUACAAUGAUUCUGUCCAAACGAUGGCGGUUUGUUUGGACGAUGGUGCCACAACUAGAGUACAAUGAUAUCGAAUAUGGUACUCGCAAAAUAUGUCUUGGCGGUUUACUUGGCUUUUUGUUUGGGAAAAGUGAGCGACCCCAGUCUAUAAGGCGGUUUCUUACCGAGUCAAUGCGACUCCACAAAGCACCUGUAUUAGAAACAUUGUCUAUAGAACUCGGUCCACAUUUUCCUGUUGCUGUUAACGUGAAGAUGUGGAUUGCAAAUGCGGUUGAUCGUAGGGUUCGUGAGCUAGGUUUUGCUCUCAAGUGGUCCGGAGGUCCUAUUAGCUUGCCUAAAAGCCUAUAUAUGUGUGAAACCAUUGAGCAUCUCCAUCUUUCCGACAAAGUUUAUGUAGAUGUUUCUUCUUCUCCAGUUUGCCUCCCUUUCCUCACAUCUCUUGAGCUUGUCUCUGUGAUAUACAAAGAUGAAGAUUCUCUUGUUAGGCUCUUGUCAAGUUGUCCUAUUCUCAAGUCUUUGCAUGUGAUGCGACGUGACAAAGACAAUGUGACAAAGUUUAGUGUAAAAGUGCCAUCUCUAGAGACCUUCAUGUAUAAUCAUGUGGCGUCAUUCAUCGAAGAUGUCGGAGAAUCUUUGGUCAUAGAUUCUGCGAGUUUAAAGAAAUUCUUCAUUUCCGAUGGUUGGACAACCUCUUGCUCGAUUGAGAACAAGCCUCGCCUUGAUAACGCACGUAUCUACAUUUGGUUUGACCCUGAUGAGGAGUUUAUGAGAUCUCUUUCCUCAGUCGUGUAUCUCGAGUUAGAACUGAAUGUUGCAACGGUUGCGUGUCUUGAGGCCAUUAUAUUCUCCCAGCUUACAGAGUGCAAAAUACGUCCUUGUGAGUUAGACUGGUUUGAGCCAUUAGUGUUGUUGCUUCAAAAUUCUCCUAAACUGAAAGUUCUUGUCAUCGACCAGGUACUUUUUCGAAAUGAGGACUUUCCACUUUCGUGGAACCAACCGAGUUCUGUUCCCGAGUGCUUGUCAACCAAUCUCGAGGUCUUUGAGUGGGCAGGAUAUGGAGGAACAACCGAACAGAAAGAUAUGGUAAGCUACAUCUUUGCCAAUUCCAAGUGUCUAAAGAGAGUUGGAAUCUCCUUGAGCUCAACAUGCAAACGUAAAGAUAGAAAGAAGAUAAUGAAAGAGUUAGAAUCCAUGUCUCGGAUUUCAACAUCUUCUCAGCUUCUCUUCUCCACUCAAUUGAAGUUCACCUGCUGCUGA
Messenger RNA from Microthlaspi erraticum, 1449 nucleotides. NCBI's taxonomy places the organism in Eukaryota, Viridiplantae, Streptophyta, Magnoliopsida, Brassicales, Brassicaceae. The record is from the annotation of a GenBank genome assembly.